Molecule: messenger RNA, 937 nt
Organism: Cuscuta epithymum
Lineage: Eukaryota; Viridiplantae; Streptophyta; Magnoliopsida; Solanales; Convolvulaceae
Source: the annotation of a GenBank genome assembly
GACACAUCUUCGAUUGGAGGAUGUUUAAUCCUUUUACAACUUUGGGCAUGGGAGAGGUUGCCAAUGGUUCGACCCCAACGGGUUCUUCCACUGCAUGCAAUAUUUGAUUUGCCCUAUGGUGCUAGGUGGGCUUGUGCACAUAACUGGGCCGACUCUAGCAGAUUCACUCUUCGCAUUUAUAGGGACCAAUUUGACCGAUUAAGCGAGUCGGAGUUUGAAUGGAAACCUUACCCGCUUACUAGUCUUCCAGCUUUUUGCACUCAUGCAUUUGAUCUGUGGGCAACUAAAGCUCCACUUAUUUAUUGUUCAUAUUUUGAGGCAUACUAUCCUGGUAGAUUUUGUCGUCAAUUCGGUGCAGUCCAGGAUAUACCUAGGAGCGUGACUCAUAACGACCGUCACUAUGCUACUAGACCAGAGAACAAUGCUGAGUUUAUUACAGAAUGGGAGCAACGAUGGCAAACAUUAUAUGUGUUUGACCUGACCAGAUGCGGGGGAUUCACUAAUGAGUAUCGUGGGUGGUUUCGUUACAUGGGCAAGACACACAUUAACAACCCCUCACAAGACCGUCCUACAACCGGAUUUGUUCCAGCUCAUCCACAUAUUGCUAUCGCGGUUAUUAUUUAAAAGUGUUUGGUAUUCUCAUAUAAUGUAAUAAUUCAAAUUAUUAACUGUAUAAAUUUGUAUUGCAGUCUCACUGUUUGGGCCAGGUUGCUCGGGAAAUGAUUGACAGAGGUGACCCUCGAGAUUGUGGGAUGAUUGAGCGAAUCAGGAAUUGCCUAAGGCGGAUAGGUGCAGAAGAAGCAAUGGAUCACGACAUCAUCACAUUUGAAGAUGUUGAUGAAGGACACGCAUCGCCCGAUGCUCAUGGCCAACAGACUAGACCAGGGUAUGGGUUACAUGAUGAUGAUACAUCUCAUGAUACACCCAUGGAGCCGCC